Messenger RNA from Dreissena polymorpha, 2964 nucleotides. RefSeq lists its product as uncharacterized. Bases 336 to 1562 code for a protein of 408 amino acids. The transcript has 4 exons. NCBI's taxonomy places the organism in Eukaryota, Metazoa, Mollusca, Bivalvia, Myida, Dreissenidae. The record is from RefSeq and is a predicted model, not a curated record.
UAUAUGAAUCAUAGUAAUGACAUAAAUGGAUAAACUGUUUUCUGUUAUUUUAAUUCUCUGAAUAAGAAGGAUAUAUGUUUGAAAUGACCACUGACUUAGUUUUGAUUCGAGAAAGUUCGUGGCAAUGUGCCCCAUUCAUGAAAAGUUUCUCUCUAGAAUGGUGAUAUACCGGUAGUAAGGGACACUUGUUCGCUGCUUUAAACUUGUACUGUGGCCAUUUUUAAAGGUACGCUACUGGCAAUAUAUACUGAAAAUAUAUAUUUAUACCGCAUUACAGAUAUGAUGACUACAAUUUCACCUAUUUGAUAAGUUAAGGUCUGAAGGCACGUUAAACAAUGGCGUAUACUGUUUUAUGUAAAGCUCACUCAAAAUCGGCAUCUUCAAUAUGUUUCACACACGGGACAUUUCUGUGUAUUAAAUGUCUGCUGGAAAAGGUUGAAGAGAAAGAAGAUUGUAUCAAAUAUGAUAUGACUGACAUCGCAGACGAAAAAUACCAAACCAAGCUGAAGUUUUUCACAAUGCAACAGCAGGCUUUGAAGAAACAAGAAACAUUAAAUUACAGAAUCAAAGAGGUUAAUAUGGAACGAGAAUAUUUGGUUAAACAAGUGGAAGAGGCACAAGAAACGCUUAUUAAAGAUAUAAAGGACAAAGCUGGCAAUAUUUUGACGGCAAUAAACAAUGAAGGUGCUACAAUUGAAUCGAAAUACCAAGUUUUCGUGAAAGAAAUCGAUGAAAAGUUAAAACCUUUAGAAGCGGAUAUUAAAUGCAUGGAAUCUGCAGAUUCAGAUAUUGCUAAAAUUCGGAGAUCGAUAGAAAUUUUGGAGAAAGAGUUGACAGAAAAAUACGUAGUUUUUGGCACAGUUACAGCCGACUUUGAAACAAACAAAAAACUAACAGAAACAUUUAAAGGCCUUGGUUCUCUUGGUACCUUCGUUUUGACAGAGAUGGAAGAAUACGAACCGAUUGGCGGUGAAGACAACAAGGCAUUUGCAAACGAUGAAAGUGAAAAGAGAGAUAUAAUGAAGACUAAGAAAACAGAGGGAAAUGACAUCAAAGAUGAAGGUGAAAAGAGAGAUGUGAAGAAAACUAGGAAAACAGAGGGAAUUGACAUCAAAGAUGAAGUUGAAAAAAGAGAUGUGAUGAAAACUAGGAAAACAGAGGGAAUUGACAUCAAAGAUGAAGGUGAAAAGAGAGAUGUGAAGAAAACUAGGAAAACAGAGGGAAUUGACAUCAAAGAUGAAGUUGAAAAACGAGAUGUGAUGAAAACUAGGAAAACAGAGGAAAUCGACAUCAAAGAUGAAGGUGAAAAGAAAGACGUACGGAAAACAGACAAAACGGAGAUAAUUUACCGCAGAGAGACCCUGCUCGCUUCUGAAAUGUACGAUUCCGAUAUUCGGACAUCAAAUCCCCAACCUGCUAAACAAAGCGAUAAUCUUGAGAAAGAAGUUAACAUAGCAAAAAUUAAAAGUGAAGAAGAACAAAAACACCAGCCGCCUUCACCGAAAAUAUUGCAAAGCGAAGAUACAUCUGCAGCAACGUUGAAAUGCUGCUGCUGUAAUUAAAUAAUGGACAACACAAAACUAACAUGAUCGAUAAAUUGUGAUUUUGUAAAUUUAAACGAGUGAUCAUGUUUAAAAACUUGAAAGCUCAUAUCAAUAUUGCUCGAUUCCUUUUCUUUUAUAAAGUUGCCUUUUCAAGUUGUGGUAAAUUGACAAAAUAAAAAAAGAUUCGCAAAUGUUCGUUGCAGUUAUGAUAUUUGUGAGGAAACAGUAAUACUGAACAUUUACCAUGCUCUAAAAUAUCCAUUAUAAUGACGUGACCCGCACAUUGUUGUUGUUCGACAGUUUACAAUAUGUAUAUCAUUUACAUAUAACAUUCAUAAUACUUACCUAUUUACUUUAUUUCCUGAGCUAAACAUUUUCCAAUUUAUCUCCACUAUUUUGUUGAUAGCAACAACUCACAAAUACAUUUUUACCUCACGAGCAUAUUGUAUAAUCAAUCAUUUAGGCAAAAUGUACAGUGAAUUGUGUUAAGUUUUCCAAUGAUUUUGUCGUUUCAUGUUUAAACACUUGUUGUUUGAUGAAGAUUCUUCCCGUGUUAUUAAUAUUAUUCGCUCAAGUAUUUCAUAAAACUAAUAAUUAUAAAGAUAACUCCUCAGUGUUUAUUGUAAAGCAUUGUAUUUUACCCUUUUAAAUCCAAUUUUAUUGUCAGAAAGUUUAUUGUUGUCAACAUGUGUUCCACCAUUUUGUCUUGAAUGCUGGGCCGUAGGUUAAGUUCUACUGUAUUUGUGUCGUCUGAAAUAUUGUAACUUGCGAGAAAGAUGAAAAGAUCGUUCUCUUUUAUGAAUUCGGUAGGUUUUAAUGUCAAAAAUUGAUUAUUUAAGUAAUUUUGAUAGAUUUUUAUCGAUUUCCAAUAUGGCGACAGUUUUUGUCCGCUUCCUCCCGGUAUCCAUGGAACGCGUUCCAUAAAUGGGUUAUUUUUGAGACUGAGCGUUCUUUUUGUUGGUCAUUAUUUUGACGUUUUUGGGGAUGGGACAAAAACGGGUUUUAAGUGGGUUUUAUUUGGUCUUUGUCCAGUUUGGGGUUUUUGCCCAUCUAUGGGUAUAAAAGGAGCGGUUUUAACGAUUCAAAAACACUUAAAACUUUCAUAACUUUAAACACUUGUCGCAUAACAUCUUAAGCGAAAUAUUAAAAUAACGGAAACGAUCAUUGUUAAAGUACGUUUGAUUGAUAAAUCUGAAUAAGAAUAAGAAACAUAUUUAAUUUAGAUGAAAUUCCUUUCCGCUUUUCGCUACUACUUUAUAUAUUUAAUAAGCAUGUGUCAUUGCACUUAAUUUAUUAGUGGACUGUACCCUUUUUAAAAGACGACGUGGACACUCAAAUCAUUAAACCACAUUUUUAUUUGUUAAUAUUAUAUGCCAAGAACUGUAACAGUUGAAUUUUGACGCUAUAUUACAAGCCAUUA